CCUAAUCGUUUCUUCCCUCUCCUGCGCAUUAUCGAAAUCGAGAGAAGCGAACGAUAAAACAGAAAAUUACGCUAAGAGUCAAACGUCAAAUCAUGAGAUAAGAAUUUCCGGCAAACAUGAGCAAUCGUUUUUUACAUCAAAGGACGCUCUGGGAAAGCGAGUAAACAUUUCAUUGGACUAUGAACACCCUUUAAUGUCGGAGAUUCAAGAAAACAACGCAAAUACUCCGUAUUCUGGCGAAACGGCACAUUUGAAAUACGUACCGGAAUUGCUAAGGAGAGAGACACAAGAGGUAGCAACGGAUGUGUUACAGCCGAAAAAUUCCUAUAAAAUCAUGUACAUUCCUGCGAAAGAGACGAAUCAGACAGGAGAUGGAAGCCGACAUAAAUUUUUGAAUGCAUCGCAUAUUUCUGAAAUCUCCAAAGUAACAGAAAUGACAACAAGCGAAAUAGAAGAUGAAGAAAUCAGAAAGAUGGGAAAUAGAUUUAAAGAGGAAUUUUUGACCGGAUUGCUGAAUAAUGUGGGCGUCGAAAUUUCGAACUCGUUGAAUAACGCAAAAAAUAACAACUCACGACAAGUGAAGUUUUUUCAAAAACGAAAUGAUGGCGUUCAAACAAAUGAAUAUUCUAACGUCAGUGGCAUUUUGGUGAUGAAAAUACACUCUAAAAAGUUGAACAAUAUCUCGAUUCGACUGAUCAAUACAGAAACACAGAACGUUGAAUCGAAAGCCGAUAAUCAAACUCUGGAUAGUCACACCGAUGAAAAAAAAUGGGAAUCUGAGGAGAACGGUUUACUAGAAGCCGCGAAGUUUGGAUUACAAGCUAUGCAUGAUCUUUAUUAUGUCCAAGAACCUAAAUUAUAUUCAAUGGGUCUUUAUCUGGAGAGCGACAAUCCAGCGAGAUACGUAGCAGCAUUUAAUGAUCAAUCGGAGGAAGCAAGAGACCUUGCAAGAUUCGGAUAUGCGGCCCUUCAAGGUACCUCUAUGUUUUUAAAGAAAUUUCCAAAUACGCCAAUGGAAUUACCCUUAAUCCGAAAUAAGCUAACUAAAAGGACCUCGUUGGAACAACAAUGUCCACAAAGAGAUCCACCCCAAUGUCCACGGGCUAGCUUAAAAUACAGAACGUCUGACGGUAGCUGCAACAAUCUGCAGAAUCUCUGGUGGGGAUCCGCUAUGUCUACAAUGCAGAGAUUUCUUCCACCUGAAUAUCACGAUGGCGUUCAAAGCAUUAGAAGGUCGAAGAACGGAAGACCACUCCCAAGCGCACGAGAUAUCACAAGCUUAAUCCAUGAAAGCAAAGACGUACCUCUAGCAUCUGUUACUCAUAUGCUAAUGCAGUGGGGGCAGUUUAUAGAUCACGAUUUAACAGCAACCGGCCAAAGCAGAGGAUUUAAUGGCACAGUACCACAAUGUUGUUUACAAGGAGGCAUCGGUUUUCAACCGCCAGGAUUUAUGGUAAUAAAUUAA
Trachymyrmex cornetzi is the source of this 1465-nucleotide messenger RNA. RefSeq lists its product as uncharacterized. The record is from RefSeq and is a predicted model, not a curated record. Gene Ontology annotation, biological process: response to oxidative stress. The transcript has 5 exons. Gene Ontology annotation, molecular function: peroxidase activity; heme binding. Lineage: Eukaryota; Metazoa; Arthropoda; Insecta; Hymenoptera; Formicidae. The annotation marks the transcript as partial.